UUUACUUCAUGACCCACGUGGAUUUUAUUUUUUAAAUCCCAAACCGGAAGUGCUGUGCGUCUGUCCGUGUGUGUGUCCGCAGCUUGACGCUGGUGCCGGACAGCUGCUGCCACACUGGACCCGGACCGAGCCGAACUGUCGUUCCUCCUGUGAUGCCCCAGGGCGGGCGGAGCUGGCCGGGGUCGCGAUGCCGUACGUGGACCGACAGAAUCGCAUCUGCGGCUUCCUGGACAUCGAGGAGAACGAGAGCAGCGGCAGGUUCCUGCGCCGAUACUUCAUCCUGGACACGCAGCAGGGCGGCCUGCUGUGGUACAUGGACAACCCACAGAAUCUGCCUAAAGGUGCGGACAAGGUGGGAUCUCUCAAACUCACCUACAUCUCCAAGGUCAGUGACGCCACGAAGCUCCGACCAAAGGCAGAGUUCUGCUUCGUUAUAAACGCAGGAAUGAGGAAGUUUUACCUACAAGCCAACGACCAGCAGGAUUUGGUGGAAUGGAUCAGUGUUCUCAACAACGCCACCAAGAUCACUGUGCCAAAGCCCGGCGAGGGCCACGCCGCCCACGCGGAGGCGUCCCAGGAUGCACUCGGAGCCACGAAACAGGUCUCCUACAGGACUGAGAUCAUCGGAGGGGUCCCUAUCAUCACCGCCACGCAGGAGCAGGGCGAGGGGCAGAACGGGGCCGAGCGUGGGGGUCUGAAGCGCUGUCAGAACCAGCUGCCCUACUUCCUGUCCAGAGUGGCGCAGGACCAGGCCGUCAUCAAGGCCGGAUGGUGUGUCAAACAGGGAGCAGUGAUGAAGACCUGGAAGAGGAGAUACUUCAUGCUGGAUGAAAACGCUCUCAGCUACUUCAAAUCUGACCUGGAGAGGGAGGCGCUGAGGGUCGUCCCGCUGAAGGAGAUCCACAAAGUGCAGGAGUGCAAACAGAGUGAGCUGAUGAUGAGGGACAACCUGUUCCAGAUGGUCACCAGCUCCAGGACCUUCUACAUACAGGCCGACAGUCCAGAGGACAUGCACAGCUGGAUUAAAGCCGUCUCCGGGGCCAUCGUGGCUCAGCGCGGCCCCGGACGCUCUGCCAACACUGUCCGUCAGGCCCGGCGCCUGUCCAGCCCGUGUAUACCGAGGUAUACGCCGCUCUUCAGUGGUGAAUGCAGCACGAACGCAGUGACCACGCUUCUCCCUCCCCAACAUCUUCCUCCACCUUCUACUACCCCCUCGAGCAGGAACCACACUACCCACAAUCCUCCUCCUCCUCCGGCCGUCCCUCAGCGGGCGCUCAGCCUCACGCUGGACACGCUGGACCACCACCACCGCCACCGGGACAACUUCCUGGGCCUGCUGCCGUGGAGGCUGAGCGGCGUCCAUGGCGCGGCGAUGAUGCCCCUCCCUCCGGCCCGCUCCCGCCUGUCGCUGCAGGAGACGCUGCGCUCCUCGAAGUGACGCGGCAGGAAGAGGGCACGUCGCCGUGGAAACGCCGCAGCGGAUUCGCCGAGCCGGGCGUCACCGAGGAGGAGGAGCAGCUCAACCGCAGUAGCGCUGCGGAAAAAUCUGAUCUGCAGAUUACCCUCAUUUGAUGAAGGUGAACCCUAAUGAUGAUGAUGAUGGACAAUCUCUUUAGGACACACACACACACACACACACACACACACACACACACACACACACACACACACACACACACAAGCUCCAUGUGCUUACAGUCGACCCGACUGGCCAAAUGAUCGUCCUACAAAACUGGGACCAGCACACGUGGGGUAGAAUCUUGUUCUCCAGUUUUGUUUUUAUUUACCUUUGCUGUCGUCUUCCUUCCUGCUUAUUAUUUACAAGAUGUCGCUGCUGACAGAAAUAUCAACCUUUAGAUCUUGUUCCUACAAUGAAAGAAGCGUUGAACCCGCUCGCAGCAGCAUGGCGACGACGACGAGCCGGGUUUCAGAAACAGACGAACCACGUUCGUGCAGCAGCUCGGACGCUAACAGGCUGUCGAAGGCCAGAAGCUCCGCCCCCAGUUUAUUCUGUAGGAGGAUCCCUUAUGGAUAAUAAUCAACCAUUUCAUUCUGACUUUGCAGAGAACCGUUACGUCCCUCUCGUCUCUCGUCUCCAGUAGAAACCAAAGUCCAGAUUCACUGAGUCACAGCAGACGUCUGCUCAUCCGCUGAGUUUUUUAACAAUGGACCUCUGAGGCGUUAGACUCUUGACGUUAUUAAUGGAGGGAAAAAAGCAUCUAGUCGAUGAGAUCGUCUCACCUGGUCACAGCAGCAUUUGUGAUGAUAAAAAGUCAAAGGUUCAUUCGGUGGAUUCACUUGUCGGAACGAGUUCCUGAUGUUCAGCAAAGUUUGAGACAAAGAGAUUUUUGUGCCAAUGAAGCAACUGCGGCACAAAACAAGCCAUCGCCCCUUUAUCCCCAAAUGCUUCCAUGAGACUGAAGCAGAGUAGUGUGGUACUGUGCUGGUGAAGCAGAGAGUCUGCCUGCGCUAAUGCUCGUGUCUUACAACACUCGCAGACUGUGAACGACCCACUCGUCCGAUCUUGUUCCGAUGUUCAGCAUCACCAAGGUUAAAGAGAUGAAGAGAUUUUCAACCAACAGCGACGUCGCGCCGAUAAAGUCAAAAACCGUCGCACAACACAAGCGAUGUCCCUUCAUGAGCCUGAAGCCCUUGUUCCUGAUUCUAAUCCUUCUGCUGUUAAUGAUGGCUGCCGACUACACAUAUUUUUUUACACAUGUAUAAGCUUUUUUUAAAUAGUUGAAUUUUAGAAAGACAAAAGGAUGAAAACAUAAAAUUGACUGAAGCCGCAAUAGGCAGCGUGUGACGCCGUCUGCCCUCCGCUGCAGACAAUCUGGGCUCAGUGUUUAAAGUCUCUAAAGUAUUUUUGAAAUGCUCCAGGUUGUAAUGUGAUGUAAGACGACGUACAGCGACGUUACCGAGAAGGACUCACUGCUGUGAGGAGGAGACGAUGACUCCUUCACGUCGCUGUCGCUUUGUUCAACUUCGUCUGGUGUCGACGUGUUUGCUUUUUUAAAAAUGUUUUCACCGGAGAAGAUGUCGGGAAAGACACGGAACCAAACUCAUCCUGUCGAUCUGUAAAGGUUUUUUCUGGGGGACUCUGUUCCGUCGGCCCGUCGGCCCGCGGGCUGCGAACGGUUCUGGGUGUUUUUUUUGUCAUGUGCUUUUUGAGUUUUGAUGGUUUUUAUUAUUCACAGUGAUGAGUAAACAACAUACACACACAGGCAUAAAUAUAUAUAUAUAUAUAUAUAUAUAUAUAUAUAUAUAUUUAUGCCUGUGUGUGUAUGUUGUUUACUGAAUUUUAUACACGUGUGCAUGAUUGCAUGCACACACACCCCCCCUCACCCCCGACCCCUGACCCCCGACCCCGACCCCUGACCCCCGACCCCUGUUGUCCCAUGUCAAACAUAAGCUGGUAAAGUGCCUGCAUUGUUCUUUCUAAAGGUUGAUAAGAGAAAAAAGAGCUGUUUUGACCCUUUAUAGUGUUUUUUCUUGAUUCUAAGACCAUGUGCUCUAUUUAUUAAAAAAAAAAUGUAAGAAUAAUCUUCA
This is a messenger RNA of Scophthalmus maximus (turbot), 3549 nucleotides long. It is a transcript of the gene plekha1b, whose product is annotated as pleckstrin homology domain containing, family A (phosphoinositide binding specific) member 1b. The transcript is spliced from 13 exons. Gene Ontology annotation, molecular function: PDZ domain binding. Gene Ontology annotation, cellular component: membrane; cytoplasm. The record is from RefSeq and is a predicted model, not a curated record. Lineage: Eukaryota; Metazoa; Chordata; Actinopteri; Pleuronectiformes; Scophthalmidae. Bases 188 to 1438 code for a protein of 416 amino acids.